AUGGCAGGUGUUUCCGAAACUGCAACAACAGAUUUGGAGAAGCGCAUUUCGGACGCAUUCUUGAUAUUCGACCAUCAGGGCAACAAAACGGUCGAUGUUCGCGAAAUUGGAACUAUUUUACGAUAUUUAGGCUGUGUACCGUCUGAAAAUGAAAUUAACGAAGUUAUUUCCGCUACCGAACUUGAGGAUUCCAACGGAACCAUUCAUUUGUCACGGUUUUUACCACAUGUCACACAAUUACUCGCUGAACACAAAAUGGAGCCAGCAUCGGCGGAAAAGCUUUUGAAAGCAUUUCACAUCCUCGAUCCAGAUGGAAAAGGCACACUGUCCAAGGAAUAUAUCAGCAAAUUGAUGUCUGAAGAAGGGGAGCCAUUCACUCAGGACGAGGUGGAAGAGAUGAUGGCAGCCGCUGUUGAUGUUCAAUCAGGUGAAAUUCACUAUGAAUACUACAUUAACUCAUUGAUGGUGGAUAUGUAAUGAAUCCAGGAGUUUUUUUUUUCUCGAUAAUUAACAACGAAAAUACGUCAUCGGAAUUGUCUACAACUGAGGAAACAUCGCCAUCGAACCAUCAUUUUCGUUUAAUUUCCACAAAUGAAUAUAUUUAGUGUAAUUUAGUUGAACUACAUGCAUUUUCAGUGUAAUAUUCGUAAGUUUUGGUGUAUUCUUGUGAUGUUUCCGUACUAAUGUGUAAUUUUCCCCCAAACCGAAAUAUUUCCUUACAACAUUGUAUCGUGAUUUGAAUUGGAAACUCUCCGUGCAUUCACCGGCUUGAUUUGAGAUUGUCUGUUUGAAGACCCUUUUACGAAAUUGAGUGUUUAGUUUUU
Messenger RNA from Sitodiplosis mosellana (orange wheat blossom midge), 824 nucleotides. Its product is annotated as dynein regulatory complex protein 8-like. NCBI's taxonomy places the organism in Eukaryota, Metazoa, Arthropoda, Insecta, Diptera, Cecidomyiidae. The transcript has 6 exons. The record is from RefSeq and is a predicted model, not a curated record. The coding region runs from base 1 to 477 and encodes 158 amino acids. Gene Ontology annotation, molecular function: calcium ion binding.